Molecule: messenger RNA, 2452 nt
Organism: Strongylocentrotus purpuratus (purple sea urchin)
Lineage: Eukaryota; Metazoa; Echinodermata; Echinoidea; Camarodonta; Strongylocentrotidae
Product: cholinesterase 1
Exons: 8
Coding region: 148-1941 (597 amino acids)
Molecular function (GO): cholinesterase activity
Source: RefSeq, a predicted model, not a curated record
GAUCUUAAUUAUAAGAAGCAAGAAAGAAGUAGUUAAGUUGCAUUUGCGGUUUUUGUUAUGAGACACGAGUGGAUUUAAUAGACACCUUCCGCGCCCAUGACCAUUCAUAAUAAGCUCAAUCUGUCUUAACAUUACAUUAAAGACAAUAUGGCGCUGAUAAUUUCAUUCAAAACCGUAUUUUCCUCUCUCUGCAUUCAGUUUCUUAUACACGUAUUGCCAUCAGUUGCAGGCAAUGAAAACUGCAUAGCUCCAACGAUUCAAGCUGGCUCCAGCACCAUUUGGGGAUCUUGCUCCACAUUCCGCGCCAUUGAGCUUGGAGUCGAGCGGCAAGUGGCAUCUUACCGUGGGCUUCGGUAUGCAAAAGCUCCUACCGGCAGGCGACGCUUCGCUCCGUCGGAAUUACAGGACCUGAACUUGGAAGUAGAUGGGACAUCGGGUGGUCCUAGCUGUCCGCAGGAACCCCACCCAGUAUACAACACCGAGUCUGGUACUGACGAGGACUGUCUCUUCCUUGAUGUCUUUGUGCCUCUACCACAAAGGGACAAGCCCUUCGCUGUAAUGGUCUGGAUUCAUGGCGGCGGUUUUAUGUAUGGCGCCGGAACAGUCUCCAUGCUAUCUCCCCUCCCAUUGGUCAGUUUAGGUGACGUCAUAGUGGUGACCAUCAACUACAGAUUGGGUGCUCUGGGAUAUCUAACCACAGGGGACGAGAUUACACCGCCAAAUUUAGGCAUUUUGGAUCAAAUAACUGCCUUGAAAUGGAUCAGGAAAUACAUAUCUGCAUUUGGAGGUGACCCAGAUCGAGUGACUCUCUUUGGCGAUAGCGCGGGUUCAGCAAGCAUACACAUUCAUCUCAUGUCCCCAAUGUCGUUUGGUUUAUUUCACCGUGCCAUAAUGCAGAGUGGGGCAGCCACAUCAUCUUGGGCAAGGUCACCUGACCUAGCAACAGCGCGUGACAGAGCUCUGACGCUGGGUCGACUGGUAGGAUGUGACGAGGUUUCAUCGUCUGCACAACUUUUGCAAUGUCUAGGGCAGGUUCACGCCGAUGAAAUUGUUGCUCAGCAGCAACAAGUGUUAGCUGAAACAGGGGAUCCCGCUGACAUCGCAUUCCUCCCCAUCGUCGAUCACGUAGUCAUCCCAGAUACACCCGACAUCGUCGGCGAAAUGGGCUCGUACAACAAUGUCAGCGUCAUCAUCGGCGCCAACGCCGACGAGGGAAUGAUGUCAAUGAUGCAUCUCUUUCCGCAGGCGACCACGACUCCCGUUGUCACUCGUCAACAGUUGCGCCGGUUUCUGUCGACCGCUCUCAACAUGCACGAUCCCGUCCUACAAGAGCUGAUCGAACUGGUGUACGAUGUUGACGAACAUGAAGAUCUGUCUUCUCAUACGAACAGGGUGUACAGUGAUCGAACACAGAAAGAUGUCUGUAAAACCGGAUAUGUGAACGAUGAUGGGAACUUAGACUUCUUUGAUAAGCUCAAUGACAUUGUAGGGGAUAUGACGAUGUUCUGUCCUACAGCUGCUGUUGCUGAUUUCGCUUCGGAAGCGGGUUUGGAAGUUUAUCGGUAUCACAUGACUCACAGACCUAGUGAGUCGUUUUGGCGUCCUUUAACAUGGACGCGAGCUAAUCAUGGCGAGAAUCUCCUCUUUGUCUUCGGGGUACACUUCUUACCCCAUCUCAACUGGACCCUUACACCAGAAGAAGUUAAAAUGACGUCACGCAUCAUCCAGUAUUGGACAAACUUUGCAUCUUCAGGAGACCCAAACCAAAAUGAAGACAGCCCAUGGCUCGUAAAAGACCUCCCUGACUGGCCGCUCUACGAUCCGAACACAACAGCCCUCUCGAAGAACCUAUCACCAGAGAUGACAGACGACCCGUCCGUAAAACGCCGGGAGUGUCAAUUUUGGAAUAUUAUCUUCCCUCGUCUACAAACUCGUCAUUAAACUUAUAUCGAAUAUCAGUUCGUUAUUGACCAUCUUUAUUAGACACUAAUUUAGUAUGCCACCAUUUCUGUAUAAUGCUUACACGCUCUCUCUAUCUCUGUCUGUAUAAUUCUGUCUGUCUCACUUUGUCUCAUCUCUCUCUCUCUCUCUCUGUCUCUCUGUCUCUCUGACUCUCUCUGUCUCUCUCUCUCUAUCGUUUUUUCGCCGUAGACAUAUUUUCACUUCCCCUCUUCCAACUUUUGUUAAACUUCCACUUUAAACUAAACAACAUGUUUUUACUAAUUUUCCUUUAUUUUUGCUAAACUUGUUUCUCUUUUUAUAGAUUUCUGUUGCGUAUUCAAUUUUCAAUAACUUUGUGGACUUUUUAAAAGAUGUAUGUUUGUAUGGUGAAUAAUUUUAUUUUUUCUUGCCUGUUACGAACUUUUAUGUCGCCUACUUUUUCUGAGUAAAAAAAAAAGGAAAAAGGAAAAAAAAAGAAAGAAAGAAAGGUAGAAAGAAAGGAGAGGGAUAA